This is a messenger RNA of Corythoichthys intestinalis (scribbled pipefish), 1723 nucleotides long. RefSeq names its product solute carrier family 51 member A (gene slc51a). Bases 16 to 1143 code for a protein of 375 amino acids. The transcript is spliced from 8 exons. The record is from RefSeq and is a predicted model, not a curated record. Gene Ontology annotation, molecular function: transporter activity. Lineage: Eukaryota; Metazoa; Chordata; Actinopteri; Syngnathiformes; Syngnathidae. Gene Ontology annotation, cellular component: membrane. Gene Ontology annotation, biological process: transport.
AUCACUGCCCCCUAAAUGCACAUAUGGCAGCACUGCCAAGUAGCUGCACGGUCUUUUCGCUGUGGAGACACGCCAUCGCGACUUUCAAGUCCCGCGUGUUACCGCGGACGCCGACUCUGGACUAGCACCGACGCUAAAGUUCGAUCGGUGAAAGUUUCUGGAACCUGCAACAUGAACGAGUCCAUCCCCGUAAUGGACCCCCGUUGCACGGGGAAACCUCCGCUGGCCAUGGACAUCAUCCUCCAGUUGGACCUGUUUGGCAUCAUCUUGUACUCUGUCCUCACCUUCAUGGCAGCCACCUCCAUGCUCAUCUUCCUUGAAGAGUGUCUUUAUAUUUAUAAGAAAGUACCAGCCCAUAAGAAAAGUACCAUCAUAUGGGUGAACGGAGCAGCACCGGUGAUCGGCACCAUGUCCUGUCUUGGAAUGUGGAUCCCGCGAGCCACCAUGUUUACAGAUAUGACCUCGGCGUGCUACUUUGCCAUCGUGGUGUUCAAGUUCCUCAUCCUGAUGAUAGAGGAGGUGGGCGGCGAUGAGGCCUUCCUGCGGCGGGGGACGAAACACAAAUUGAGGAUCAGCACGGGGCCUUGCUGCUGCUGUUGUCCCUGCCUGCCGUACGCAGCCAUCACACGGCGGUCCCUUUUCCUGCUCAAACUUGGCUCCUUUCAGUUCGCUGUGCUCAAGGUUGUAUUCACCAUCCUCUCCAUCGUUCUGUGGACAAACGGGACAUUUGACCUGGCAGAUCUGAGCAUCACCGGAUCGGCAAUUUGGAUCAACCCCUUUGUGGGCAUCUUGACAAUCAUCGCCUUGUGGCCCGUGGCCAUCACGUUCAUGCACCUCAGGACCACCUUACGCACCAUAAAGAUUAUCCCCAAGUAUGCCAUGUACCAGCUCGUAUUGAUCCUGAGCCAGCUUCAGUCUGCCAUCAUCAAUAUUUUGGCUUUGAACGGAACAAUUGCCUGUGCACCGCCGUUCUCGUCCGCCGCCAGAGGAUACAUGAUGAGUCAGCAACUGUUGAUCCUGGAGAUGUUCAUCAUCACGCUGGUAACACGUCUGCUGUAUCGCCGUCUCUACGAUCCACUGCCCGAGGAGGAGUGUGACGACAACGAGAAUACCAAAAUGGUUACCUUGCAGAAAGCUGUAUGACUCGGUCGUGAAUGUGUGUUUAUGAUAUGUUCAAUUGACGGAACAAAAUCCUUCAUUGCACAAACUUUAUGGAGUGUAAUAACUUUUGCUGCCAAUUCGCUCGGGUUCUUAGCGUCGUAAAACCCUGGCAAGUUGCACAAGAGACAUUUAGCACACAAGCAAUGUAUUUAUACGAAAAAAUCUUAGUCUUUGAAGAGGGAAUGUAAAAUGUUUUGUAUUAUGAUGAGCAAACUAGCAAGUAAUCUCAACAUUUUUAAAAUAUCAGUUUACCUUGUUUGCCGUUGAUUAACCUUUGACAGUAUUUCACGUCAGUGUUGUCUUCAUAAAAUUGUACAGGAAACAGAUUUUAUUUCCAUUAUUGAUUGAUGAUAUUUUUUUGUAUUGUUGUUAUCAUGAUUAUCAUUAGAUUGAUGCUGCCACUCUUGUCAUGCACAAGACGACUACAGUUGACAUUCCAAAGACCAGUAGUAUUUUGUGUAUAUGUAAUGUCUUUCCACUAGGUGGCAGUAAAAUGCUAAAUUUCAUGUUUGAUCUUGAAGAGCUUUCAUAAUAAUAAUAAAAAUGUUGAGUGGGGAAAAAA